Colletotrichum scovillei is the source of this 1320-nucleotide messenger RNA. RefSeq lists its product as uncharacterized. Lineage: Eukaryota; Fungi; Ascomycota; Sordariomycetes; Glomerellales; Glomerellaceae. The record is from RefSeq and is a predicted model, not a curated record. Bases 1 to 1320 code for a protein of 439 amino acids. The transcript has 7 exons.
AUGAGCGCCAUGGGUCCCGAUGAGCGUCGUGAGUCGUCGCGGCCGAGAGAGAGAGAAAGGAAGAGGAAAGAAGAGAAGAGGAAACGAUUGAGCAAACACAACCUCAAACAACAGAAACGACCGAAUCUUGACUCUCGAGUUACGUUGAAAACACAAAUCAAGAGGAGGCUCACCAUCGCAACUUAUCAGCACCGACCUAGACGCUGGGAUAGUAGAGCAAAGAGACAAGCAAGUAGACGAUACCUACCUUGCACAGAGUCGGACAUCACCGCCCGGGAUCUCUGGAAAGUUGGAACGUUUGAACCGCCAGCAAAGAACGGCGACACUUGGAGCGACAGCAACCAACCCACUUACGCAACUUCUCCAACUCUCCAGUCGCACCCGUGGACCUUUACGGUGUACCCGCACACAGGCCGCAUUCCCCACGGAGGAAUCAUUUCGUCCUACCUGGAACAAACACUCCCAAAAAACCGCCCCCAACCAACAAUUACAGGAGACCCCAGAAACCGCUGCACGUCAACCGCACCGCUUUUCCGGGAACUACCUAUUCAAAUCCAGAGAGAAAGACAUACUUCGUCACUCCCUACACCUUCUCCUCAGCAAGGUUGGUACACUACUCUGCGCAUCCUCCAAUCCCCUUCCCUUCCUUAUAAUGUAGCCUUCCUCACCCCCCUCGUUGAGUUGUAUUCCACGACUCAGCCUCACAGCCGCUUCUUCCGCCACACAUUUAUUAUACAUGGCAUACCCGCCCUCUUCCGUUCCCUCUCCUUGCAUCGCAUCCAUUCACUUGCUCUUCUCUACCUCUCUUGUUCCUUUCACUCCUGUGUUGCGGAUAUCAUAUCUGACUGGCCCAAAUCCAAGCAGUCGACUGUCACUGUACAGGGUCCGACAACCACCGCAGUAAAGAAUUCCACCUGUCCCCGAUCCGUCCGAACCGGCGGCAACCCAUUUCGUCCGUCGCACUUUCUCACGCACUCUCGAGUGUCACCACCAAUACUUCAAUCCGCCAUCCCGCCUACCUAUAAUAGUGGGCACUUCACAGCAAGCAAGCAGACCAGGAAGCAAGCAUCUGCAGCGCCAAGUACGGUAGCAAUACCAAGAAAUCAGCACACCAUCUUUUCCUGGUAUUGGACCCCUCCCUUCUCUUUCUAUCGACAAGAGCUCCUUUCCGCCACCACCACCAUUAUCCUCACUCUCACCUCUAUUUCCUUCUUGUGCAACGUCAAGCGUCAGACGGAAAGCCGAGCCAAAGCGUUAUUCUCGUCACCUCUCGAAAGGAACAACAGCUACCGUGUAAAGUCGGGAGACUGCCCUGGGUGA